This is a messenger RNA of Rhinopithecus roxellana (golden snub-nosed monkey), 600 nucleotides long. It is a transcript of the gene WFDC12, whose product is annotated as WAP four-disulfide core domain 12. Lineage: Eukaryota; Metazoa; Chordata; Mammalia; Primates; Cercopithecidae. Gene Ontology annotation, cellular component: extracellular region. The record is from RefSeq and is a predicted model, not a curated record. Gene Ontology annotation, molecular function: peptidase inhibitor activity. The transcript has 4 exons. Bases 1 to 600 code for a protein of 199 amino acids.
AUGAUAAAGCCUGGCUGGGGGUCAAGAAGUGUUGCUUCUUCAACGGUCAACAUCAGUGUAUGGAGCCCUGGUGGACUUUGGAUUGAGGGAAAGCCCCAAAUCCCUCCUCAAAAGUGGCCAUUUCCAAACAGAGCUGGGAAGUGCAGCCUCCCUUGCCAUUUUGAGCCUUCAGCUCCACCCACUGGCGCACUCAGCAGGGACACUAUAAAGCCAGGCUCAGCCCAGCUCCCAGCCAAGCACCUGCCCAGCAACGUGGGGUCCAGCAGCUUCUUGGUCCUCAUGGUGUCUCUCGCUCUUGUGACCCUGGUGACCGCGGAAGGAGUUAAAGGGGGUGAGCAGGCAUGUAUAGAAAAAGCGGAGGUUUGCCCAGCUGACAACAUAGGCUGCUUCAAGUCUGAUCCUCCCCAGUGUCACACAGACCAGGACCGUCUGGGGGAAAGGAAGUGUUGUUACCUGCACUGUGGCUUCAAGUGUGUGGUUCCUGUGAAGAAAGUGGAAGAAGGAGGAAACAAGGAUGAAGAUGUGUCAGGGCCAUGCCCAGAGCCAGGAUGGGAGGCCAAGUCUCCAGGCUCCUCCUCCACUGGGUGUCCUCAGAAAUGA